This is a messenger RNA of Danio aesculapii, 1166 nucleotides long. RefSeq names its product BCL2 interacting protein 4 (gene bnip4). The coding region runs from base 169 to 702 and encodes 177 amino acids. The transcript has 5 exons. Lineage: Eukaryota; Metazoa; Chordata; Actinopteri; Cypriniformes; Danionidae. The record is from RefSeq and is a predicted model, not a curated record. Gene Ontology annotation, biological process: mitochondrial outer membrane permeabilization; positive regulation of apoptotic process. Gene Ontology annotation, cellular component: nucleus; mitochondrial envelope; mitochondrial outer membrane.
CUGUAAACAAAAGAUUUCGUCAGUGUUUUCCAGGAGCGCGAUAUUGUCCCCUAUGUUUUUCAGCACGUAUAGCCUUUAGUCUACUGUCUUCUGUUCAGAAACAAACAAACAAGCAACAUUAAGGAAACACUACAUUCAGAGGAGUGAACAACAUUGAAAAGAACAACAAUGUCAACGCAAAAACUUAUUCCUAAGGAGGAAAGUCUGCACGACUCAUGGGUAGAGCUUCAUUUCGAUUCAAGUAGUGAACACAGCGAGGACACUCCAGCCCUGUCUGAUAUCAUGGAUCUGGAGAAAAUGCUUCUGGAAGCACAGAGGGAAUCCAGCAGUAGUUCACGAACAAGCUCUCACUGUAGCAGUCCCAGACGUGUCCAGACACCUCCCCUCAUUAACACAGCUGUCUUCAACACACACACCAUUGCACAGGGGGAAGUUGUGCCGGAGAGCAAACAGGAAGCCGAAGCUGUCGCAAGGAUCAGUGACUGGUCCAGUCGGCCAGAAAACAUACCACCCACAGCAUUUAUUAUUAAACGGCCAAAGCGGAACAGAAAAUGCAACACUAACACAGACAAAGAUGACAAGGAGAUCGACAAAGACUUGCUGAAGUUACUGCUGCCUUCUCUGGUGUUGACACACAUCCUCAUGCUUGGAUUGGGGAUCUGUAUUGGACGGCGCCUCUCAGCCCAGUGCUCUGCUAUCUGAAUCGACUGAUAAAAGUGUGUGUCAGUGUCACUCUGUGAGAUCCUCUCUAGAAAAAGCCUCACAGCCUUUUUGUUUCCCUCCAAGAGAUGUAAGAGAACACUGUGAAAAUAUGAUGAGAGACAGAAACUCUCAGCAUUGUUUUUCUUUGGUUCUCCUUCGGGGACUUUGGUUCAGAAUUGAUAAAUAAUAAUCCCGUCCGUAAGGGUAUCGGAUUAGAUUAACCAGGAAAUAGGCCUGAUAGAUUUCAGAUUUUUAAAAUAUUGUUACUAUAAAAGCAUGAGGAUUACUACAUUUUUUAAACAUUUAAUGGCCAGGUCACAUUAUAGUCCCUUCAAGUGACUAAUGGAAAAUGUAAAUCUUUAUUUAACAGAAUAUUCAGAGUUGUAUAAAAACAUAUUCUGAUGUUUUUUUUUUCUAAUAUGACAUGCUAUAAAAAACAAUAAACUGUGCUGCCGAAAUAAUAA